AUGCCGAUCUAUGCUAAGUUCAUGAAAGACAUUAUCUCAAAGAAGCGGUCCAUUGAAACUGAACCAGUUAUCCUGACCGAGAGGUGUAGUGCUAUUUUACAAGGUCUAAAAAUUCCAUUGAAAAAGAAAGACAAAGGUGCAGUGACUAUUCCUUGUGCAAUAGGGGAUAGAACAUUUAAUAAGGCACUCAUCGACCUUGGUGCAGGAGUGAGUCUCAUGCCUCUCUCAAUCUACAAGAAGUUGGGUAUCAAUUCAGUCAAAGAUACGAGAAUGGAAUUGCAGUUCGCGGAUAAUUCCAUGAAAAAACCGCAUGGGAUUGCAACUGACGUUCUGGUUAGAAUUGAUAAGUUUGUUUUUCCUGUGGAUUUUGUUGUACUAGACAUGCCUGAAGAUGAAGAGAUUCCUAUAAUUCUGGGAAGACCUUUCCUAGAAACAGGACGGGUGAUGAUAGAUAUGGAAGAAGGUACUAUGACACUCAAAGUUUAUGAUGAAGUGCUGAAAAUCAAUGUUAGAGAAUCUAUGAAAUUCAAAGAAGACGUAGGUACAAGUAAGAAUGUUGAGGUGUUAGAUACAGUGUUCAUCAAAGCAGUGAAUUGUAAUGUGCCAGAAUUACCUCUUGAGAGAGUGUUGAGUUUGUCCAUUUGUGGAAAAGAAGAAGGGAUGGAUGAAAAAGAGUUGGAAGUGUUGGAUAUGAUGGAAGUGCAACCUCGAUGGCCAAGAUCUAAACCACACCGGUGGGAAGACUUGAGAGAAUCACCAGCAUCAGAAAAGAGUAAAGAAGUGAAGAAAAAGAAAGAUUUAAAGCAGCUACCUGACAAUUUGAAAUACAUUUUUCUUGAUUCAGAGGAGAAGUGUCCAGCUAUUAUCAACUCAUCUCUAAAAGAAGUCCAAGAAGAAAAAUUGAUACAGGUUCUAAAAAGGUACAAGGGUGCAAUUGGAUGGUCGAUUGAGGACUUGAAGGGUAUUAAUCCUACUAUUUGCAUGCACAAAAUCUUAAUGGAGGAUGAUCAGAAACCGGUUGUACAACCUUAG
This is a messenger RNA of Lathyrus oleraceus (garden pea), 1032 nucleotides long. RefSeq lists its product as uncharacterized. The record is from RefSeq and is a predicted model, not a curated record. The coding region runs from base 1 to 1032 and encodes 343 amino acids. The transcript has a single exon. NCBI's taxonomy places the organism in Eukaryota, Viridiplantae, Streptophyta, Magnoliopsida, Fabales, Fabaceae.